Messenger RNA from Prionailurus viverrinus (fishing cat), 3273 nucleotides. It is a transcript of the gene NRG2, whose product is annotated as neuregulin 2. Gene Ontology annotation, molecular function: signaling receptor binding. The transcript has 11 exons. Lineage: Eukaryota; Metazoa; Chordata; Mammalia; Carnivora; Felidae. The coding region runs from base 357 to 2912 and encodes 851 amino acids. Gene Ontology annotation, biological process: intracellular signal transduction; animal organ development; nervous system development. The record is from RefSeq and is a predicted model, not a curated record.
GGCCUGCCUUCAUCUGCGAUGUCAGCACCAAUGUAUUAUUUUUUAUUUUUACAACGCAUCCUGGGCGGGUGUAUGCAUUGCGGGGGUGGGGGUUGAACAGAGGAGAGGAGGGGUUGGUAGUGAAGCCUAGAACCCUCCUUCCUCUCCCUUCCUGCCAGGGUUGCUGUGCAGGGAGUGUCGGCCACAUUUGGCGCACUGUCCCAGGCCCGGGCGAAGAUGGCCAGGGGAAAUUGGGCUUAGGGAUUGCUAAGCAAACGGCACCACUGGUGGUCUACUACCGUCAGCAGAGCGGGCUCUGUUUCCCCUCCCAAGGCGGCGGCGGCGGAGCGGCGGAGCCCCCCAAAUGGCCUGGCCAGAUGCGGCAGGUUUGCUGCUCAGCGCUGCCGCCGCCGCCACUGGAGAAGGCUCGGUGCAGCAGCUACAGCGACAGCAGCAGCAGCAGCGGCAGCAGCAGCAGCAGCAGCGGCAGCAGCAGCGGCAGCAGCGAGAGCAGCAGCAGCAGCAGCAGCAGCAGCGAGAGCAGCAGCAGGAGCAGCAGCAGCAACAGCAGCAUCUCCCGUCCCGCUGCGCCCCCAGAGCCGCGGCCGCCGCAACAGCCGCAGCCCCGCAGCCCCGCAGCCCGGAGAGCCGCCGCCCGCUCUCGAGCCGCAGCCGCCGGCGGCAUGAGGCGCGACCCGGCCCCCGGCUUCUCCAUGCUGCUCUUCGGUGUGUCGCUCGCCUGCUACUCGCCUAGCCUCAAGUCGGUGCAGGACCAGGCGUAUAAGGCACCCGUGGUGGUGGAGGGCAAGGUACAGGGGUUAGCCCCGGCCGGCGGCUCCAGCUCCAACAGCACCCGAGAGCCGCCUGCCUCGGGUCGGGUGGCGCUGGUAAAGGUGCUGGACAAGUGGCCGCUCCGGAGCGGGGGUCUGCAGCGCGAGCAGGUGAUCAGCGUGGGCUCCUGUGCGCCGCUCGAAAGGAACCAGCGCUACAUCUUUUUCCUGGAGCCCACGGAGCAGCCCUUAGUGUUUAAGACGGCCUUUGCCCCCAUCGACACCAACGGCAAAAACCUCAAGAAAGAGGUGGGCAAGAUCCUGUGCACUGACUGCGCCACCCGGCCCAAGCUGAAGAAGAUGAAGAGCCAGACGGGACAGGUGGGUGAGAAGCAAUCACUGAAGUGUGAGGCAGCAGCGGGCAACCCUCAGCCCUCCUAUCGCUGGUUCAAGGAUGGCAAGGAGCUCAACCGCAGCCGUGACAUUCGCAUCAAGUACGGCAACGGCAGAAAGAACUCACGACUACAGUUCAACAAGGUGAAGGUGGAGGACGCUGGGGAGUAUGUCUGCGAGGCUGAGAACAUCCUGGGGAAGGACACGGUCCGGGGCCGGCUCCAUGUCAACAGCGUGAGUACCACUCUAUCAUCAUGGUCGGGGCAUGCCCGGAAGUGCAACGAGACGGCCAAGUCCUAUUGUGUCAAUGGAGGCGUCUGCUACUACAUCGAGGGCAUCAACCAGCUCUCCUGCAAAUGUCCAAACGGAUUCUUCGGACAGAGAUGUUUGGAGAAACUGCCUUUGCGAUUGUACAUGCCAGAUCCUAAGCAAAAAGCUGAGGAGCUGUACCAGAAGAGGGUCCUGACUAUCACCGGUAUCUGCGUGGCUCUGCUGGUCGUGGGCAUUGUCUGCGUGGUCGCCUACUGCAAGACUAAAAAACAGCGGAAGCAGAUGCACAAUCACCUCCGGCAGAACAUGUGCCCAGCCCACCAGAAUCGGAGCUUGGCCAACGGGCCCAGUCACCCCCGGCUGGACCCUGAGGAGAUCCAGAUGGCAGAUUAUAUCUCCAAGAAUGUGCCAGCCACAGACCAUGUCAUCCGGAGGGAAACGGAGACCACCUUCUCUGGGAGCCACUCCUGUUCUCCUUCUCACCACUGUUCCACAGCCACACCCACCUCCAGCCACAGGCAUGAGAGCCACACGUGGAGCCUGGAACGUUCUGAAAGCCUGACCUCUGACUCCCAGUCGGGCAUCAUGCUGUCAUCAGUGGGCACAAGCAAGUGCAACAGCCCAGCGUGUGUGGAGGCCCGGGCACGGCGGGCAGCAGCCUACAGCCUGGAGGAGCGGCGCAGGGCUGCCGUGCCACCUUACCAUGACUCCGUAGACUCUCUGCGUGACUCCCCGCAUAGCGAGAGGUACGUGUCGGCACUGACCACGCCCGCGCGCCUUUCUCCAGUGGACUUCCACUACUCGCUGGCCACGCAGGUGCCGACUUUUGAGAUCACGUCCCCCAACUCCGCUCACGCAGUGUCGCUGCCGCCGGCCGCACCCAUCAGCUACCGCCUGGCGGAGCAGCAGCCGCUUCUGCGGCAGCCGGCGCCCCCUGGCCCCGGGCCGGGACCCGGCGCGGACAUGCAGCGCAGCUACGACAGCUACUACUACCCCGCGGCGGGGCCCGGGCCGCGGCGCGGGGCCUGCGCGCUGGGCGGCAGCCUGGGCAGCCUGCCCGCCAGCCCCUUCCGCAUCCCGGAGGACGACGAGUACGAGACCACGCAGGAGUGCGCGCCCCCUCCCCCACCGCGGCCGCGCGCCCGCGGCGCGUCCCGCAGGACGUCGGCGGGGCCCCGGCGCUGGCGCCGCUCGCGCCUCAACGGGCUGGCGGCGCAGCGCGCACGCGCGGCGCGGGACUCGCUGUCGCUGAGCAGCGGCUCGGGUGGCGGCUCGGCCUCAGGCUCGGACGACGACGCGGACGGGGCGCUGGCGGCCGAGAGUACGCCUUUCCUCGGCCUGCGCGCGGCGCACGAUGCGCUGCGCUCGGACUCGCCGCCGCUGUGCCCGGCGGCCGACAGCAGGACUUACUACUCCCUGGACAGCCACAGCACGCGGGCCAGCAGCAGACACAGCCGCGGGCCCCCCCCGCGGGGCAAGCAGGACUCGGCGCCCCUCUAGGGGCCCCCGCCGCCCCGCCGCCCCCCUCCGCCUCGCCUGCCCCACUGUCUUUACGGAGAACAGAGACCACCGCCUGGAGAGAGAAAGGAGGAAAAAAAGAAAUAAAAAUAUUUUUAUUUUCUAUAAAAGGAAAAAGGUAUAACAAAAUGUUUUAUUUUCAUUUUAGCAAAAAUUGUCUUAUAAUACUAGCUAACGGCAAAGACGUUUUUAUAGGGAAACUAUUUAUAUGUAACAUCCUGAUUUACAGCUUCGGAAAAAAAAAAAAGAAACAACAAAAAAAAAGAAAGAUGGGCCAAUUUUUUGACUCUUUAAUAGAAACCUAUAUUGUGGUGCCUUUUGCUGUACGCUAAUCUGGAGCUCC